AAGGAAGUGGGCGUAUCUAGUGCCAUUAGCUAUAAAUACUUGGCUGGCUUCUAGUGCAUGUAGAGUUCUAAAGUUUGCUGUUUGCAAGGUAACUAGCCACGAUGAGCAGCCCAGGACAAGUACCAACUGAAGUGGUGGUGAUACCGCCUCCUACACCUGACAACGGGACCACUGGGGUCUACUCCAUUCAGCCCUCACAACAGACGUCUGCCAGGAUCCGCCGCCAAACACCUGCUUCAACUAACAUUCACCGGAUCAAUAAUCAAUUUGGGAGUAGUGGAACAUACGGAGCACAGCUGCCUCUGGUGUCUGAGGAAGAUGUUCCGAGUACUGAUGAUGCCAGUGAUAAUGAGGACUCAAGUAGCAUGAUGAGUUCAGCUGCACAGGCUGCAGCACUCAGUGCAUUCCUUUCAGUCAACAGCAGUGACUCAGACGACGCUGAGACACAGGCUAGGAUUACUGACGUCUACAGAGAACCACUAGAUUUGGACGGUCUAGAGAAUUUGAUACUGAGUAUUCUGAGAACUGGAAGGCUCACCAUACAUGGCACUCCUGGAGAUGUAACCAAGGUACAACCAGCACUGUUUGCCCUUCAAGCCAACGAAAAGGAGCUCACACAACUUUUGCCUCAAGUGAUUCAGUCUCCGCUCUUUAAUCCAAUAACGUCUGAGAUAGCUGCUAACACAUCCAACACCUCUCUCCCUUCCUGUGCUCACGACUCACUCCAAAAUGGCCAGAUUCGUAUUGGCAUCUACAUCGAUACGGCCAUCUACACACUUCUGAAAAGCCACUGUGCCAAGAAUGCCAAACAGGCAGAGGCCAUAAUCACUACCCUCAUGGCUACCAACUACAUCCCAGUGGAUGUUUUCUCAGGGAAAAUGAUGCCACCGAUGAUAUUUCAGUCGAGUAUGAUCCAGUCACCUCGCAAUGGUGCGAGAAAAAUGCCCAAAAGCACCACUGAUGCGGAGCGAAACAGCGCCUCUUCUCUCUCCAGCACUGCCUCUGGGGUAUCUUUCAGCAGCAACUUCUCUAACAGCUCCAUUGAAGAAGGAGUGGUAGGCAAAGAGGGAGUAGUAGGCAAAGAAGAAGAAGCCCAUGACAAAUUCAGUGAGAAGGAUCCUCCAGAGACGUUCAAGAAACAACGCUCCCGAAAAUCAAGCAAUGUCCACCAUCAUCGACAACUGCGGAGUUUUUCAAGCAGCUCUGACGAUGAAGGGAUACAGAGCGUUAUUUGGAAGACAAGCAUCAUUGAUAAUAGCACACUGGUCUGCCAGUACGGAAACUCGUCCAACCCCCUGCUAAUGUGGAACCCAAAACUGACUAUUGAUUUCCAUGUCAAGUCGUCCCUGGGUCCCCUCUGCGGUAUAGUGACUGGCGUUGAUCCGUCCAAUCGGAUUGUGACAGCUAAGAUCUUCAACAACUCGCCCUACACGGUGGCAUUCUCGAUACGAUCGUUCCGCCAAUCCACCAUAUUCACAUCACACGUGGUGUACCCUACAAAGGGGCUUCAUAUCUUAGAGAAAGGUGAGAGCUGGGAAGACAAUGUGGAGCUGUAUCCAGUAGUCAAGGUGACAGCGGAGACCUUUGUGAUAGAUCUACUGGUGUGUACAAUGGACGGGCAUCCUUGUUGGAACGUACAUCGCAAGUAUGCUGCCAUGAGGGCAGUCAAGAGUGACUCAAGUAAAACAGCACAACACCUCACUGCAAAAAGAAUGACCAAGAAGAGAGCUUCCGUCUUUUACAUGCCUGGAACCAAAGACCAGAAAGAAGAGAAUAUGAAGUUGAUCAUAUCACAUGGUCUUCAAUGCGUUGUCAAGGGGAAAUUAGAUGAAGCUGAAGUUAUAUUCACGCAAGCCCUGCUCUUACCUGACUUCCAGCGAAUUGAGCUCAAGUCCUUUGUAUACAUCUGUCUGGCUGUGGUGGCCAACAAAAGGCAAAACAAAGGUCACUACGACAGCCUGCUACCUGUCCUGAACGAAGUGAGUGCAGCCAAUCAACUAGUGGACGCAGUGGAAGCCACUCCAGGUACCGUGAGGAUGCCUCGAAUGAUGCAGCUGGUCAAACAACUCAAGAAAGAACUCGAUGUGCACAAGAUCUUCACCGACUUUCGACAGAAAUCAGAAGCCAAGAAGUUGCCCAGGGUUGAUGACGUCAAGUGGAGGGAAAGUGAAACAGUCACACAAGAGGGGAGCACUCUCUCUUGUAGCUCAACCACCGUCUGCAUACAGCCAGGCUCCAUCAGAGCACCAACACAGAUCACCGUCUCCUCUCCAGACCUGGGCCAACUGAACAGCAUGCUUCGACAUAGCGGAUGGGACUCGACGAUCAAAAUCAUUGCUGCUGUCAACAUCGAUUGCAACCCAGUCCUUGGACAUUUCAGGAACCCCCUUAAGGUCACUACCACUUUACCUAAGAAGUGCAAUCCUUCUGCACAAUGCGUUCGACUGGUGCACAGCAACUACCUCAGACAUUGGUGCGAUAUCACAGACGAUUCACACUGCUCUGUCGAGGUUAAUGGAGACACUGUAUUCAUUCAAGCUGAUCGACCGGGUUGGCUGGCCGUCACAAGCAUUCAGUUUGAUCCAUCUCUGAUUGUUGUCAAGGCAAUGCAGUCUCUUUCUGUUGAGCCGAUAAUGCUUCACUUUUCAGUGUACGGACUCAGCAUCCCCGACACGAAAAUCUUCCAAAUUGCCACGUUUAUUUCCCCCAGUAAGACUACUAAAGAGAAACCAAAACACCACGCCCCCAUUGCAUUUACGCACACGACACAAGCCUACCCUGGCGAGCGUUUACGAUUGACCUUCCACGGACAGCUGGAGCCGGAGACAAGCAUGAACGAGAACGACUUAAGCUUUGAGUUCACUGUCAACGAAACAGAUACGAGUGUGUGUGAGAAGUGGUUGAGGUUGACGUCGGCUCCUGGGAUUCCUCUAAACGGGAAGAUGGUUGUCAGCUGUUGUCGAAGGACUGUCGGAGAGUGGGAUAGCAUAUCAGAACUGCGUCUGUCCACAAAAACUGGUUUUGCUAGUUCAGAAAACCCUGCAAACUGAGUGUGUGUUAAAGCUGUCUAAUAUUUGUAGUUUUACUCCUCAUUAUUAAAGCACAUGAUUAUGUAAAUGCAAUUAUCUUUGUGGUUUCCUUAUAUAAAUUAUAUAAACAAUGUGUGCAUGUUGACCAAGUAUACUCUUAUCUUGGUGUUGACAAAUUGAUGUACAU
Messenger RNA from Halichondria panicea, 3216 nucleotides. RefSeq lists its product as uncharacterized. The record is from RefSeq and is a predicted model, not a curated record. The transcript has 9 exons. The coding region runs from base 102 to 3050 and encodes 982 amino acids. NCBI's taxonomy places the organism in Eukaryota, Metazoa, Porifera, Demospongiae, Suberitida, Halichondriidae.